CUUUUACUUUCUUAGUUUGCUUGUCACUUCUAAUCGGCCGUGGUUCAUUGCUACGGCGUUAUUUUCUCUUUCUUUUCAUUUGACAUCCGACCGGUCGGCUCGGCAUUUUUAUUCGUUUCUUAAUUCUCAUUUUUAUAUUGUUUCCGGCCGUAUCUUUCGUUUCUUACCGACAUCCUAGACGGAUUUUUUUUCGUUCAUCCUUCCUUCAACCUGGACCGUCAGAUAGAUCGAAACGGAUAUAGGAAAGUAGACGGAGCUGCUGGGCCAGCGACAGAUUAUCCAGCAGUGAUAAGGACUAUAGACGAAGUUUGAAGCCGAUCUAUAAUUCAUACGUCGUAGUGAAUCCAUGCGGGAACUUAAACGGUAGUCCUCAAAGCUCCCACCCUGCCAGAGAUGGCAGUCCGACUCAUCUUAUUCCUUCACCUAAUAAUAGGAGCUCAUUGUCAUGUCGCUGCCCUCGAGCGCCGGUCUGACCUCUAUGUCAAGUUACCUGUCGUACAUUCCACGAACAAAAAGGUAUUCUCAGACUUCGGGGAUAGACGAGCGAUAACAACCGUGCCUCUUGCCAAUCGGUCUGAUGUAGCAUACUAUGCACAACUUGAGAUUGGCACGCCAGCACAGCAGGUCUAUGUCCAAUUAGAUACCGGCUCGUUCGAACUUUGGGUGAAUCCCGACUGCUCAGAUCUUCAGGGCUCAGCAGACAUCAAAUUCUGUCAGGCAGUAGGGCAUUAUACGCCAUCAUCUUCAUCGAGUGCCAAACAAGUGGCUGGUACAAAGACAUUGCGGUAUGGCAUUGGUAGCGCCCAGAUCCAGUAUGUCGCGGAUGAUAUCGGGCUUGCGGGCACGAACUCGAAGCUGAAAGGGGUUCAGUUUGGAGUUGCUGUGGAUACGGUUGAUGAAUUUGCUGGUAUUCUAGGGAUCGGCCACGGAGCCAACGUAACGAUUAACUAUAAUAACUUCAUAGACGAGUUGGCGGUACAAGGAGUGACAGGAACGAAAGCGUUUAGUUUGGCGCUCGGCAGUAAGGAUGAGCAGGAGGGCGUCGUCAUAUUUGGCGGGCUGGACAAGGGCAAGUUCACCGGUAAUCUUCAAACGCUACCGAUCAUCCCGGCUUCGCAAUCACCAGACAAGGUCCCGAGGUAUUGGGUAAACAUGACGUCCUUAAGCCUCACCCCGCCGAGCGGCCAGAAUAAGGUAUACGAGAACACCACGAUGGCUGUUUUCCUCGACAGCGGCGCCACCCUCACCUUGCUGCCGACGAAGCUGGCGAAUGCGAUCGCGGCGGACUUCGGCGCUGAAACUACGGACUCCAACGGAUUUUACCCGGUCGACUGCUCUCUCAACGACCUGCCGGGUACCCUCAACUUCGCGUUCAACGGUGUCAUGAUCAAAGUACCGUAUAACGAGCUCGUCAGAGAACUCGCAACAGGUUUUGGAACGCAGUGCUUUUUGGGAAUCAGCCCGAGCGACGACUUCACACUCCUCGGGGAUACUAUGCUGCGUUCUGCUUACGCCGUCUUCGACCAGACCAAUAACGCGAUACACCUAGCCCCGUACGUUAACUGCGGCACGAACGAAGUAGAGAUCACGCCACAGACGAACAUGGCGACUAUCAAGGGCGACUGCGCCGCGCCGGCGGCCAAGAACGCGGCGUCGACGGCUACGGGCGGAUCCGCUACCGCGACGGGAUCCGGGGCUGCGAAGACUACGUCGCCUAUCACCGCGACGAGCGGCGCUGACCAAGUGACGGCGAAGAGCGCGGGAUCGAGGAAUAGUGUUAAGUGGGGGUUGGGGUUGUGGUUGGGGGUUGCGACGCUUUGGGGGGCGGUGGCUGUGGUGGGGGUAUUUUGAGAUACGAGCAAGCGAUGUUUAUUUGCUUUAGAAAAGAAAUAUUUUAUGAUUUUGAAUGAACGAUAUUCAUUUACGAGACUUCCGUCAUAGUGUGAGGUUUGAAGUUCGAGGUAUAGACGUGGUAUUGGGGGCUCCACGAUGCCGGCGUGACUCAUGGCUCGGAUGGGCGGAGAAAGUCUUGAAGAUCGGUGGCUUGAAUAUCUGUUUGCACAUCCAUCAUGCGCUUCGUUGCGCUAAUGCUGAAGGACCACUUAGGUAUCUAGGUUCUCGCGGAAUUGAUGUUACGUUAUAUCGAGCAAUACCUACUUUGGUAGGUGGCUUGUAUGUAAGGACUGUGUUAACGGACUUCUAUAACGGGCGCGCUCAUCUAUUCUAAGAAAGGUUUAUAGAGCAGUAUGCAUACC
This is a messenger RNA of Annulohypoxylon maeteangense, 2255 nucleotides long. Its product is annotated as acid protease. Lineage: Eukaryota; Fungi; Ascomycota; Sordariomycetes; Xylariales; Hypoxylaceae. The coding region runs from base 394 to 1851 and encodes 485 amino acids. The transcript has 4 exons. Gene Ontology annotation, biological process: proteolysis. Gene Ontology annotation, molecular function: aspartic-type endopeptidase activity. The record is from RefSeq and is a predicted model, not a curated record.